ACGCCGCGAGCGGCCGCGGCAGCCGCACCUGAGUCCCCAGUGCCCGCCAAGCCUCGGCGCCGGAAGCGCGGGUGGAGUGGAUCGGCCCCUGGAGCAGCCUGAGCCCGCGGGGAAGGGGUGGCGGGACGAAACCCACAAAGUGGUGACCACGUGCUGCCUCACGCCGGCAGGGGCGAGGACCUGCCGAGUCGGACCCCUCCACCCACUCGCCCACCCCGCCCGGCCCAGAGCACCCAGCAUCAGCUGUUUCCAUCUUCCCGACUUAACUUUCCUUCAACUCAGCAAGGAGGAACCUGCCGCCCUGCCCGCCCCCUCCCCCAGCGAUCGGCACUUGAACUUCGCAGCUCCGGCCUUCCACCUUGCGCCGCCCCUAGCGCGGGCGAGGAGGGGCUGCGGGGGAUCCCGAUGAACUCUCCAGAAAGAGCGUGAGUGAGGGUCCGGCAGCUGCGCUCCGUCCGGGCGCCAAGGGUCUCCUUUGGGGAACUCCGAGCAGCAGAGCUGGAGAAAGACCGCGGAGGAUGACCGUGCGGCCCCUGGGAACCUCAGUGCAGUAAUGCCAACAUGAUGUUUUACUCAGGUCGAAUGUGGAGCUGUCGUUGGAAGUGGAAGCCAAGUUGUCUUUUGUUCUUACUCACUUUAUACAUUGUCUGUGUUCCUCACUCAGUGUGGGGAUGUGCCAACUGCAGGGUUGUCCUAUCCAACCCUUCUGGGAUCUUUACUUCUCCGUGCUACCCUAACGACUACCCUAACAGCCAGGCUUGCAUGUGGACCCUCCGAGCCCCUACUGGCUACAUCAUUCAGAUAACGUUUAAUGACUUCGACAUUGAAGAAGCUCCCAAUUGCAUUUAUGACUCAUUAUCCCUUGAUAAUGGAGAGAGCCAGACUAAAUUUUGUGGAGCAACUGCUAAAGGCCUAUCGUUUAACUCAAGUGCGAAUGAGAUGCAUGUGUCCUUUUCAAGUGACUUUAGCAUCCAGAAGAAAGGUUUCAAUGCCAGCUACAUCAGAGUUGCUGUGUCCUUAAGGAAUCAAAAGGUCAUUUUACCCCAGAAGCUAGAUGUUUACCAGGUAUCUGUUGCAAAAAGUGUCUCUAUUCCAGAGCUCAGCGCUUUCACACUCUGUUUUGAAGCAACCAAAAUUGGCAAGGAAGACAGUGAAUGGAUGGCUUUCUCCUACUCAAAUGCAUCCUUCCCAAAAUUACUCAGUUUUGGAAAGGCCAAGAAUGGCUACUUUCUAUCUAUUUCUGGCUCAGAGUGCCUACUAAACAGCGUGUUACCUGUAAAGGAUAAAGAAGACAUUUUCACAGAAAGCUUUGAGCAGCUCUGCAUCGUUUGGAAUAAUUCUUUGGGCUCUGUUGGUGUACAUUUCAAAAGAAACUAUGAAGCAGUUCCAUGCGAUUCUACCAUUAGUAAAGUUAUUUCUGGGAAUGGGAAAUUGUUGUUGGGCUCCAAUCAAAAUGAAAUUGCCUCUCUAAAAGGGGACAUUUAUAACUUUCGACUUUGGAAUUUUACCAUGAAUUCCAAAAUCCUCUCCAACCUCAGCUGUAAUGUGAAAGGGAAUGUGGUCGACUGGCAAAAUGACUUUUGGAAUAUCCCAACCCUAGCUCUCAAAGCUGAAAGCAACCUAAGCUGUGGUUCCUACCUGAUCCCACUCCCAGCAGCAGAACUGGCCAACUGCGCCGAUUUGGGGACCCUCUGCCAAGCUACUGUAAGCUCUCCUAGUACUACACCACCCACUGUCACCACUAACCUGCCUGUUACUAACAGAAUCGAUAAACAAAGCAAUGAUGGAAUUAUCUAUAGAAUUUCCAUAGUGAUUCAAAACAUCCUUCGUCAUCCUGAGGUAAAAGUACAGAGCAAGGUGGCAGAAUGGCUCAAUUCAACCUUCCAAAAUUGGAACUACACUGUCUAUGUGGUUAAUAUCAGCUUUCACCUCAACACGGGAGAGGACAAGAUUAAAGUCAAGAGAAGCAUUGUGAAUGAUCAAAGGUUGGUGAUUUGGGCUCUUCUAGUUUACAAUGCUACCAACAAUCUCAAUUUAGAAGGAAAAGUCAUUCAGCAGAAGCUCUUGAAAAGUAAUGAGUCCCUGGAUGACGGCUUGAGGCUAUAUACAGUGAAUGUGAGGCAACUGGCUUCUUGUAUUGCCGAGGAAAAUCCCAAAGGCUAUCGAUGGCCAUCUAUCGUACCGUCUGAAUAUAAGUUUCCUUGUCCAGGGAAGGCGAACCAUUCUGCUUCACGGAUAUGUUAUCGUGACCCUGUCAACACAUCUUUAGCCUACUGGGGGCCUCCUGAUAUCUCCAAUUGUUCAAGGGAAGCAAAUGAAGUUGCCAAUCAGAUUUUAAAUUUAACUGGUGAUGGGCAGACCUUAAAUUCAGCCAAUAUUACCAGCAUUGUAGAACAGGUGAAAAGGAUUGUGAAUAAAGAAGAAAACAUUGAUAUAACUCUUGGCUCAACUUUAAUGAAUAUAUUUUCUAAUAUCUUAACCAGUCCAGACAGUGACUUGCUUGAAUCUUCUUCUGAAGCUUUAAAAACAAUUGAUGAAUUGGCCUUCAAAAUAGACCUAAAUAGCACAUCACGCGUGAAUAUUACAACUCGGAAUUUGGCUCUUGGAGUAUCAUCCCUAUCUCCAGAGACCAGUGAAAUAUUAAAUUUUAGCAUCAGCCUUCCAAGCAAUAAUGAAUCAUAUUUCCAGAUGGAUUUUGAGAGUGGACAAAUGGAUCCAUUGGCUUCUGUAAUUUUGCCUCCAAGCUUACUUAAGAAUUUAAGUCAGGAAUAUUCUGCAUUAGUUAAAAGAGCACAGUUUACUUUCUUCAAUAAAACUGGACUUUUCCAGAAAGGCACCUUAGUGAGUUAUGUGAUGGCAUGCAGUAUUGGAAACAUUACUAUCCAGAAUCUGAAGGAUCCAGUUCGAAUUAAAAUCAAACAUACAAGAAACCAGACAGGGCCUACUCCCAUCUGUGCCUUCUGGGAUCUGAACAAAAAUGAAGGUUCUGGAUUUUGGAAUACAUCAGGAUGUACUUCACACACAGAUUCAGGUGCAAGCGAGACGGUCUGCCUGUGUGACCACCUCACACACUUUGGAGUUCUGAUGGACCUUUCAGGAAGUGCUUCACAGAUGAACGCAAAAAACACUAAAAUUCUCACCUUCAUCACCUAUGUUGGGUGUGGACUAUCUGCUAUUUUUUCAGCAGCAACUCUCCUGACAUAUGUUGCUUUUGAAAAGCUGCGAAGGGAUUAUCCCUCCAAAAUCUUGAUGAACCUGAGUACAGCCCUGCUGUUCCUGAAUCUCCUCUUCCUCUUAGAUGGCUGGAUCACCUCAUUUCAUGUGAACGGACUCUGCACUGCCAUUGCAGCCUUGCUGCAUUUCUUCCUUCUUGCAACCUUUACCUGGAUGGGACUAGAAGCAAUUCACAUGUACAUUGCUCUGGUUAAAGUAUUUAACACCUACAUCCGCCGAUAUAUACUGAAAUUCUGCAUCCUUGGCUGGGGGUUGCCUGCCUUGGUCGUGUCAGUUGUUCUAGCGAGCAGAAAUCAACAUGAUGUCUAUGGAAAAGAAAGUUAUGGAAAAGAACAAGGUGAUGAAUUCUGUUGGAUUAAGGAUCCAGUUGUAUUUUACGUGACCUGUGCUGGGUAUUUUGGAGUCAUGUUUUUCCUGAACGUCGCCAUGUUUGUCGUGGUAAUGGUGCAGAUCUGUGGGCGGAACGGCAAGAGGACCAGCCGGACCCUGCGUGAAGAGGUGUUAAGGAACCUGCGCAGUGUGGUCAGCCUGACGUUUCUGCUGGGCAUGACAUGGGGUUUCGCUUUCUUUGCCUGGGGAGCCUUAUAUGUCCCUUUCAUGUACUUCUUCUCCAUCUUCAAUUCGUUACAAGGCUUAUUUAUAUUUAUCUUCCACUGUGCUAUGAAGGAGAAUGUCCAGAAGCAGUGGAGGCGACAUCUCUGCUAUGGUAGAUUCCGGUUAGCGGACAACUCAGACUGGAGUAAGACAGCUACCAAUAUCAUCAAGAAAAGCUCUGAUAAUCUAGGAAAAUCUUUGUCCUCAAGCUCCAUUGGUUCCAACUCAACCUACCUUACAUCCAAAUCUAAAUCCAGCUCUACUACCUACUUUAAAAGGAAUAGCCACACCGACAAUGCUUCCACUGACAAGUCCUCAUCAAAACCGACCCAUGCUGAUGGAGAGCAAACAUCAAUCAUCCCUGUUCAUCAGGUCAUUGAUAAGGUCAAGGGUUAUUGCAAUGCUCAUUCAGAUAACUUCUAUAAAAACAUUAUCAUGUCAGACACCUUCAGCCACAGCACGAAGUUUUAAUGUCUUUGAUAUAAGAGCGAGGAGUCAGUCUGCAGAAAUGUGAAGAUGUACAAGCAGUGAAAACUGACUAGCAGAUAUAAGUGUGCCGUUACCUAGGUAACUGCAUAUAUAUAUAUAUAUAUAUAUAUAUGGAAUGUAUUUUGGUAAGAAGGCUUUUGUGAAAUUCAAAAUCUGUCUUUUCAGCGUAUUUCUUCCGUUGGGAAGUUUCCACCAUUGCUGAAACUUCAGUACUGACAGCAAAGUGAUUCAGUAGCCA
Messenger RNA from Rhinolophus ferrumequinum (greater horseshoe bat), 4555 nucleotides. It is a transcript of the gene ADGRG6, whose product is annotated as adhesion G protein-coupled receptor G6. The record is from RefSeq and is a predicted model, not a curated record. The transcript has 25 exons. Gene Ontology annotation, molecular function: G protein-coupled receptor activity; laminin binding. Gene Ontology annotation, biological process: cell surface receptor signaling pathway; myelination in peripheral nervous system; heart trabecula formation. The coding region runs from base 562 to 4299 and encodes 1245 amino acids. NCBI's taxonomy places the organism in Eukaryota, Metazoa, Chordata, Mammalia, Chiroptera, Rhinolophidae. Gene Ontology annotation, cellular component: membrane.